Messenger RNA from Talpa occidentalis (Iberian mole), 4530 nucleotides. RefSeq names its product RUN and FYVE domain containing 3 (gene RUFY3). The transcript is spliced from 14 exons. Gene Ontology annotation, cellular component: cytoplasm. Gene Ontology annotation, biological process: regulation of axonogenesis. Bases 615 to 2078 code for a protein of 487 amino acids. Lineage: Eukaryota; Metazoa; Chordata; Mammalia; Eulipotyphla; Talpidae. The record is from RefSeq and is a predicted model, not a curated record.
GCAGCUGGUCACAUGAGCCUGAAUUUUCAGUUCAGUUCAUUAGUCAGCCAUUUUGGUCAACACCCUGCUUACUGCGCACAACCAAUCCUAUUAGAACUCAGCAUCCCGGCUCUGAGCAGAUCCUGGAAGUGAUUUCUGCAGUUAAAGAUUUUUUUAGACUAAAUUGAAAGUAUAGGUUUAUUUCUUGUUCAGUUUUUUUCUUUUGUAUUUUUUUUUUCCUGCACAAAGAAGGAGGAUUUUUCACUUAUUCAUGCAGAGGCCAGUUUUUUAAAGCCUGCUAUGGUGGCAUAGGCUGGCUGUACAGGAUUUCAAGCCUAUAGCUCAGCUGAAAAAGAAGGGGGUAGGGAAGGGAAGCUAGAAGAAGAGGAAACUGAGAGAAGACAAUCAUCUUAUUUUGCUAAGUGGUAGGAACUGUCUGAGAAAAGAUAGUAUAGAAUUGUUUAUCUUAAACAGUUGGUUCUUGUGGUUUUUUUUUAUUAACCUUCCCUACCCCUUUUCUUAAAAGCUUUGUUCCAGAGCUUUGGAUUUGGGGGGUUUGGUGAGGAGUUUUUAUUUUUUUUCGUGUGUGUGUGUGUGUGUGUGUGUGUGUGUGUUGUGGUCCCAGCUGAGUCAUCAUGUCUGCUCUGACGCCUCCGACCGAUAUGCCAACCCCCACCACUGACAAGAUCACACAGGCUGCCAUGGAGACCAUCUACCUUUGCAAAUUCCGAGUGUCUAUGGAUGGAGAAUGGCUCUGCCUGCGAGAGCUGGAUGACAUCUCACUUACACCUGACCCAGAGCCUACCCAUGAAGACUCUUGGGAGGAUUUGACAGAUUUGGUGGAGCAAAUGCGCGAUGAUACAGAAGAUCCUAACUAUCUCAUGGCCAACGAACGCAUGAACCUGAUGAACAUGGCCAAACUGAGCAUCAAGGGCUUGAUUGAAUCAGCUCUGAACCUGGGGAGGACUCUGGACUCAGACUACGCACCACUUCAACAGUUCUUCGUGGUGAUGGAGCACUGCCUAAAACACGGCUUGAAAGCUAAGAAAACUUUUCUUGGACAAAAUAAAUCCUUUUGGGGACCUCUAGAACUGGUAGAAAAACUUGUUCCAGAAGCUGCAGAGAUAACAGCCAGUGUCAAAGAUCUUCCAGGACUUAAGACACCAGUAGGCAGAGGAAGAGCCUGGCUUCGUUUGGCAUUAAUGCAAAAGAAACUUUCAGAAUAUAUGAAAGCUUUGAUCAAUAAGAAGGAACUUCUCAGUGAAUUCUAUGAACCCAAUGCCCUCAUGAUGGAAGAAGAAGGAGCUAUAAUUGCUGGUCUCUUGGUCGGUCUAAAUGUCAUUGAUGCCAAUUUCUGUAUGAAAGGAGAAGAUUUAGACUCUCAGGUUGGAGUUAUAGAUUUUUCAAUGUAUCUGAAGGAUGGGAACAGCAGUAAAGGUAGUGAAGGAGAUGGCCAAAUUACUGCAAUUCUGGACCAGAAGAACUAUGUAGAAGAACUCAACAGACAUCUGAAUGCUACUGUAAAUAACCUUCAAGCAAAAGUGGAUGCAUUAGAAAAAUCCAACACUAAACUGACAGAGGAACUUGCAGUUGCAAACAACAGGAUCAUUACCUUGCAAGAAGAAAUGGAACGAGUUAAAGAGGAAAGCUCCUAUCUAUUGGAAUCCAAUCGGAAGGGUCCUAAGCAAGACAGAACUUCAGAAGGGCAAGCACUAAGUGAAGCAAGAAAGCAUUUAAAGGAGGAGACACAAUUACGACUGGAUGUUGAGAAAGAACUGGAGAUCCAGAUCAGCAUGAGACAGGAGAUGGAACUGGCCAUGAAGAUGCUGGAGAAGGACGUCUGCGAGAAGCAGGAUGCCCUGGUGUCUCUGCGGCAGCAGCUGGACGAUCUCAGGGCUCUCAAGCAUGAGCUUGCCUUCAAGCUACAGAGUUCAGAUUUGGGAGUAAAACAGAAAAGUGAACUAAACAGUCGCUUGGAAGAGAAGACUAAUCAGAUGGCUGCUACCAUUAAACAGCUCGAGCAAAGUGAAAAGGAUUUGGUGAAACAGGCAAAGACCUUGAAUAGUGCAGCUAAUAAACUGAUCCCAAAACACCAUUAGGAGUUUUUGCAAUUGGUCACCUCUCAAGUCUGAUAUCACAACUUAGCUGUAAAAGGAAGCAAAUCCAAAAGUUAUUACAUUUAAACUCUAAUUCUAUAUGAAACGUCACCAAAAAUUGACUUGACUUUGAAUUUGUUGGACUUUUAAAAAAAACAGUUUGAUACAUAGACUGUGUUUUUUUCCUCCUUUAUUGUUUCCCCAGAGCUAGAAAUUUAGUAUAAGCUCUUAAUUAAAUGCCUAAUAAACUUUGAAUAAUUACUUCCGAGUUGAACAAUAAGUAACAGACCACUAAAAAGAAAAGUCUAGGGAAUUGAUGCUCUGUACAUAUAUUAUUAAUGCCUUUACUACCCAGUCCCUAACAGCAGAUUCUAGGUGCAUUGUCUAUAUCAGCAAGCCUGUUCUGCCUUUACAAUGUAAUGAGCUAGAGGUGACUACCGUUCGAACUUGGACUCUUCUAAAGUAGUUCUGUGUCUCCUAGGCCAUGACCUCUUUUCACUUUGGUUAUAUAAGUUUAAUUCCCAAGCCAAGGAUAAGUACUUAGUAUUUCAGUACAGUUCUAUUCUCAGUAACUAAGAUUGCUUGCAACAUUUUACCUUAGUGACUUCAGAGAAAAAAAAAAAAAAAAAAAACGCAUCCUUAUAUUUAUUUCUUUAAAGUACAUAGAGAUACAGUUAGUGAUUAGGUAACCUAUGAUAAUAUAAUAAUGUGGAAGCUUGGGAACGCCCUCCUAAUAUUUGUCAUCUCUACCUCUGCCAUUUUCCUGCAAAUCUACUUCCUAUUUAAGUAGAUCAGAGAAAAGAAUUUCUCUCUGAAUAAAAACACUUUUCUUCUAUUGAAAAAAGAUACACUAUACAUUUUUCAAAUAUAUCCUGCUUUUCCUUUUGGAGUAAAGGUGAAAAGGUAUAGACAUGAGUAGUGGUUUCCUGACUCAUCCCUCGAGUGGAAAGCUUUACUUAAGAGUGAUUGUUUUUGUUCAUUCAAAUGUGGGGACUUGCUCAAUUUUCUGGGAAACUAACAGUCUAUUAGAAGACCAUUUCAGAGUAGGACAUAGCUAAAUAGAUAAAACUUAUGUUCACUUAUGUUCUUCACCAUUAUUUAGUCUAUAAAGAUUCUCAGUAGAUAUCCACAAACAGUAAUUAGCAGGGCUUCUUUUUCUAAGUGACCACAGUUCUAACACUUUCUAGGCUUUACAUUGUAAAUUAUCCUAUAAAUAUUGAGAUUUUUUUCCUUUUGAUUUGUGGGGAACAGACUUUAUAUAAGCCUUCAUUCCUUCAAAAAGUCUUGACAAAAUAUUUCGGGGUUUGUUUUUUUUGUUUGUUUGUUUUUUUCCAUUCUAAUAUGUUUUGCAGCAUUUAAGCUGCUUAGAUGGGGCCAGAAAUAAUCCCUUUGUUUCCAGCUCUUGAAAUUCUUUACCUUCUUCUUCAGGGGGAAAAAAAAACAGGCAGAAUUAAGGGAGUAAGAUAGAUUUCAUGUGUGCUGUUACCAGUCCUUGCAGACUUGAACCAAACUCAAGUCAAAGAGCAUUUAACAACCUCAUGGAAAAUCCUGUGCUCUUGAACUUAUUUAGUUCUUAUAAUUUUGCACCUAUAUUAAUAAAUCCCUUAAUGUCUUAUCUUCAUCAUCCUUUGUGGUGAUGAGUUGCUUUUUCUAUGCGCAUAUAGAAGGAAGAUUCAGACACCAAAACAAAACAUUUCAAAGACUACACAUAGCAUGCUUCCAAAUUCUAUUAUAAACAGCCCCAACUGUUUUCACCUUUUAGAACAUGCUUCUUUAUAGGUGCAAAGUUAUAGGAUAUAUAGAAGAAAACAUUCUUUAGAAUCUUCCAGAAAAUAUGGUCAGGAAUUUAUGCAGGCCACUGCUGAGUUGUUUGUCCGGCUAGGCACACCCCACUUGAUAGGAAUAGAAGGAAACAGAUGGCCAAACUCUGACAAAGGCUUUUCCUUAUAUAAUAAUCCAAAGCCUGGGUAAGAGUUGAUGUAAAAUAUCUAAUGGUUUAAUGUAAUUUGUGGUUUAUGGAAAGGACCAGAAAAAAGUUCUAAUUCCGCAUAAGAAGGUAGUUGCCCAUUUGCAAGUUCUAGUUAUGUGUGUAAACAAAAUUUUAAAGUACCAAACUUACUAGGAAAUAAAAACAAAAAAGUGAUUUUAACUUUAAUUACUGUGUACUUGAGGUUGGAUUUGGAUAUGGAUUUUCUAAAAGUGAUGUUUUAUUGUUUAUCAUCUAAUGGCUGUAAACUGUAGUACUAGAAUAAAAAAAAAAUGGAAAAUCAACUUUUCCUCUGCCUGGUUCACCUUCAUCUUGCUUUUCUUUAGAAUUUGUUUUUUUUCCAUCUUUCCCCCUCCAUAAUUGCUUCCCCUGUGUCCUUUAAAGUUUUUUUUUUUCUCCUCUCUGCCUCUCCAUGUCUUCUUCCUUGGGUUGUCUUAUUUUGUGUUGUGAACUUGGUCUUCCUCCCCA